GGAGCUGUGACGUCAUUGCGUGGGGUUUCCUUCGUGUGUAGUGAACGUUACGUCGUAAUGGCUGAGGCCGGUUGUUUUAGGAAGUCCAUGGGCCGCAAACCUGGCUUUGCUCCCUGUAAUGCGGUUUAGUGGAUGUCUUCUCGGUAUUAAGCGGGCAGUGAUACAGCCCUCCAACAGCCCCACCGUCUUCAGUCACCCAGAGCUUCUGACUGGGCGACCGACCGGGAACUGCAGCUAGCUUGAAGCAGCGUUAGCUCAUGCUGUUUUCACAGCAGAUCUAUUGAGGACCAAAGGAGCUCUAAAAAUCUGAAAAUCGCAUUUUGACAACAUUUUGGAGAGGAUUGUAUAUAACACAAAAUAAGGUUUAUUUCUGGGAACUUUUUUUACCAGUGGUUCGCACGUCCCUAUUGUGGAGUUCAACAUGGCUGGCCGCAGUGAAGAUGAAAGUGUGAGCAAUAGCAAUGGAGAGUCAAGUAAUUCUGAUGAUGAGUCUGGGUCAGGCUCAGCCUCUGCUUCGGGUUCCGGCUCCAGUUCCAGCUCCUCCAGCAGUAGCAGCCAGUCAGGGAGCAGCGACUCAGGGAGCGCCUCAGACUCUGGCAGUCAGUCUGAGUCCGACACUGAGAAAUCCAGUGAGAAAAAGGAAUCACCAAAUAAGCCAAACAUUGAUGGAGCUGAGUUCUGGAAGUCCAACCCCAGCAUUCUGGCAGUUCAAAGAUCGGCUAUGCUCAGGAAACAGCAGCAACAACAGAGACAAGCUUCUUCUAACAGUGGGUCAGAUGAGGACUCUUCAAGUAGUGACGAAUCUGACACCUCAAGUGGAUCCAGAAAGCGAGGGAAUUCAGACUCCUCUGACUCUGGAUCAGGCUCAGUCUCUGGGAGUGAUACUGGGUCAGAUUCAUCGACAGAGGAUAACAGUAAUGAAACUGCAUCAGACUAUGAGCCCAGUCUCAAAUUUAAGAGCAGAAAACUUCCAACCAAGAUGAAUUCUCGAAAUGGAAAAAGUAUCACUCAGAGAAAGAAAUCCCAAAAGUGUUCAUCUUCUGAGGAUGAAAACAACUACGCAAAGAUAGCAUGUGGAGGGCCACGACGACAGGCCACUGUCAACAUAAGUUAUAAGGAAGCUGAAGACAUAAAUACAGAUUCUGAUGAUUUGGUGGAGGUUUUGGGUGAAGAUGUUCCGAUGCCUGAGGAGGAAGAGUUUGAAACAAUUGAAAGAGUAAUGGACUGUAGGCUAGGACGAAAAAGAGCAACAGGAAGUUCAACCACUGUAUAUGCUGUAGAAGCAGAUGGGGACCCCAAUUUUGACUUUGAUUCAAAUAAAGAGACUGGCGAGGUUCAAUAUUUCAUUAAGUGGAAAAACUGGGCACACAUCCAUAACACUUGGGAAACUGAAGAAACACUAAAAUUGCAGAAUGUCAGGGGCAUGAAGAAACUGGAAAACUUCAAAAAAAAGGAACAAGAGAAAAAAAAAUGGUUAAAGGCAGCAUCACCAGAAGAUAGAGAAUAUUUUAAUUGUCAAGAGGAACUGAUGGAUGACCUGCAUUCUCAGUAUCGGCUUGUUGAACGUAUCAUAGGACAUUCAAAUCAGAAGUCAGCUGCUGGUUACCCAGACUACCUCUGCAAGUGGCAAGGUUUACCAUACUCAGAGUGUAGCUGGGAAGAUGGUGCUCUGAUUGCCAAAAAGUUCCAGAAAUGCAUUGAUGACUACAUGGGCAGAAAUCAGUCAAAGACCAUUCCCUCUAGAGAUUUGAAGUUGAUGAAACAGAGACCCAGGUUUGUACCAAUGAAGAAGCAGCCAGCUUACAUUGGAGGUGAUGGACUGGAGCUCAGGGACUACCAGCUGGAUGGUUUAAACUGGAUGGCCCACUCCUGGAGCAAAGGCAACAGUUGUAUUCUUGCUGAUGAGAUGGGCUUAGGAAAGACCAUCCAAACGAUCUCUUUCCUCAACUACCUGUUUCAUGAGCACCAGCUGUAUGGACCAUUUCUUCUAGUGGUGCCUCUUUCUACACUUACAUCUUGGCAAAGGGAAAUACUGUUAUGGGCCCCGCGGAUGAAUGUUGUCGUCUACCUCGGAGACAUCAACAGCAGGAAUAUGAUACGAACACAUGAGUGGAUGCAUGUCCACAACAAGAGAUUGAAAUUUAACAUCCUCCUCACAACGUACGAAAUUCUUCUAAAAGACAAGUCAUUUCUAGGUGGUGUUAACUGGGCCUUCGUUGGUGUGGAUGAGGCACACAGGCUGAAAAACGACGACUCUCUUCUAUACAAAACAAUGAUUGACUUCAAAUCCAGUCACAGGCUUCUAAUCACAGGAACACCUCUUCAGAAUUCCCUAAAAGAGCUCUGGUCAUUGCUCCACUUCAUUAUGCCUGAAAAGUUUCACUCCUGGGAGAUGUUUGAGGAGGAGCAUGGAAAAGGCAGAGACUCGGGCUACGCCAGUCUCCACAAGGAGCUGGAACCUUUCCUGCUGCGUCGUGUCAAGAAGGAUGUUGAAAAAUCUCUGCCAGCUAAAGUGGAGCAGAUUCUCCGAGUGGAGAUGAGUGCUAUCCAGAAACAGUACUAUAAAUGGAUUUUGACCAGGAACUACAAAGCUCUGAGUAAAGGUACAAAAGGCAGCACAUCUGGCUUCCUGAACAUCAUGAUGGAAUUGAAGAAAUGUUGCAAUCACUGUUACCUUAUCAAGCCUCCUGAUGACAACGAGUCUCUGAACAAAGUGGAAGCUUUACAGCAACUGGUCCGCAGUAGUGGGAAGCUUGUGCUAUUGGACAAACUGCUGGUUCGUUUGAAGGAGCGAGGUCACAGAGUUCUAAUCUUCUCCCAGAUGGUACGGAUGCUUGACAUUCUGGCAGAAUAUUUAAGGAGCAGACAGUUCCUCUUUCAGAGAUUAGAUGGCUCUAUCAAAGGAGAAAUACGAAAACAAGCUUUGGAUCAUUUUAAUGCAGAGGGCUCAGAGGAUUUCUGCUUCUUGUUAUCUACACGUGCGGGUGGACUGGGUAUCAAUCUAGCAUCAGCUGACACAGUGGUGAUCUUUGACUCAGAUUGGAAUCCCCAAAAUGAUCUUCAAGCUCAGGCCAGAGCCCACAGAAUUGGACAGAAAAGACAGGUGAGCAUAAAUUGUCUAAAUUUUCCAUUUCUGGUCAUAUUUGACUUUUGUUAUGAAAGCAAAGCACAUGGAUGUGUGUAGUUAGUGCUUGAAGACUUCUGAUUUGGAUGUUUAAGGAAGGUUAAAAAUGAUUGACGAAUGAAAGACAGUACACCAGUGAAAUAAAAAGAGAAACAUG
Messenger RNA from Poecilia latipinna (sailfin molly), 3281 nucleotides. RefSeq names its product chromodomain-helicase-DNA-binding protein 1. Gene Ontology annotation, biological process: nucleosome organization. Gene Ontology annotation, cellular component: nucleus; chromatin. Bases 422 to 3184 code for a protein of 920 amino acids. The record is from RefSeq and is a predicted model, not a curated record. Lineage: Eukaryota; Metazoa; Chordata; Actinopteri; Cyprinodontiformes; Poeciliidae. Gene Ontology annotation, molecular function: DNA binding; chromatin binding; ATP hydrolysis activity. The transcript is spliced from 18 exons.